AAACAGCACGCGCGUCCUGACAGAGCUACUAUGCCAUUAUACAGUAGUUCCCGUACUGUGGUCCCACUCUUCAAACACGUUGUCCGUCACUGUCCUGCCAGAGUCUUCAGCGUGUCCCGCAGCCUGUCGACGGAUGGCUUCGCUGCUCAGGCGCAGAUUCAUGAAAACUCUGUUCAACUUUUCAACCAUGUCUACCCACGAGACGACAUGACCAAUGUGACAGCUAAAAUCUUGUCCAAAGUCGGCUGUCAGCUUCACAACCGGCCUCACCACCCCUUGUGGCUUAUUAAAGAGCGCAUCAAAGACCAUUUCUACCGCUCGUACGUGGGUCGCACCGGAAACCCCAUUUUUUCUGUACAUGACAACCUGAGGCCGGUAGUGACGGUGGAGCAGAACUUCGACAGCCUGCUCAUUCCUGCAGACCAUCCCAGUCGCAAAAAAGGAGACAAUUACUACCUGAACCGCACACACAUGCUGCGGGCGCACACCUCCGCCCAUCAGAAAGAGCUGGUGCGCUCUGGCCUCGACUGCUUCCUGCUGGCUGGAGACGUUUACAGGAGAGAUGAGGUCGAUUCCAGCCACUAUCCUGUCUUCCAUCAGAUGGAAGGAGUGCGGCUGUUCUCCAACCAUGAGCUGUUUGCUGGAGUGGAGAAUGGUGAAGAUCUGUGUUUGUUUGAGCGCGGCGGCCGUCGAACGUCUCAAAAGCAGGAGACGCACACGCUGGAGGCCGUCAAACUGCUGGAGUUUGAUCUGAAACGGGCUCUCACGCGCCUCAUGCAACACCUUUUCGGGGAAGAUCUAGAGAUCCGCUGGGUGGACUGUUACUUCCCCUUCACACAUCCGUCCUUCGAGAUGGAGGUGUUCUUCCAGGGGGACUGGAUGGAGGUGCUGGGAUGUGGAGUGAUGGAGCAGGAACUGGUGCGCUCAGCAGGUGCUGGUAAUAAGAUGGGCUGGGCUUUUGGUCUCGGGCUUGAGAGGUUGGCCAUGGUUCUGUUUGGUAUCCCGGAUAUCCGGCUUUUCUGGAGCGAGGAUGAACGCUUCCUGAAGCAGUUUCGCCUGUCUGACAUCUAUCAGCCUGUUACCUUCCAGCCUCUCAGCAAGUAUCCUCCGCUCUUCAAUGACAUCUCUUUUUGGCUCCCGGCCGAAGGUUACACAGAAAACGACUUCUACGACCUGGUCCGCAGCAUCGGAGGAGACCUGGUGGAGAAGGUCACGCUGGUGGACACGUUCACACAUCCAAAGACGAAGAAAGUGAGCCACUGUUACCGUCUUGUGUAUCGUCACAUGGAAAGGACUCUGACUCAAGAAGAAGUGAGCAUCCUCCACACAGCCAUCCAGACAGCGGUGGAGAAAGAGCUGGGCGUGCAGGGCAGAUUCUGAUGCUCUUACACACAUCAGCGUCACCAGGUUUCUCUAACUAAUUAAAUGUGGAAACUCUUCAACUGCACUCAGCUGGAGACUCCACCUGUAGUUUCUUAAAGGAACACUGCAUAACACUUCAAUAACUACAAAUAGUCGUGUUAUUUAGUCCUCAUCUUGUGCUUUAAAACUCGUAAGGGAGUGUAUUUUAAUCUACAACUUCACUAAAGUGAUAGUCAGUCUAGGCUACAGUUCAAAUCUUUUCAGUCUCAGUGAAGCACAAAUGAAUAUAUUUUUGUAGACAGUUGAUGGAGACCCUUGACUUUGUAUGAGCUAAUGUGAGUUUUGCGUCACUGAGAUAAUGUUGCACUCUUUAAAAAAAGCUGCAUAUAGAGUGUAUACAAUGUUAAAAAAAAUAUAAAUGCUGGGUUGUCGUAUAACCCAACAGUUGGGUUAAAAGUUGCACUUAAAUGUAAUUUUUA
Danio aesculapii is the source of this 1841-nucleotide messenger RNA. It is a transcript of the gene fars2, whose product is annotated as phenylalanyl-tRNA synthetase 2, mitochondrial. Gene Ontology annotation, biological process: phenylalanyl-tRNA aminoacylation. NCBI's taxonomy places the organism in Eukaryota, Metazoa, Chordata, Actinopteri, Cypriniformes, Danionidae. The record is from RefSeq and is a predicted model, not a curated record. Gene Ontology annotation, molecular function: phenylalanine-tRNA ligase activity; tRNA binding; ATP binding. The transcript has 7 exons. Gene Ontology annotation, cellular component: cytoplasm; mitochondrion. Bases 31 to 1380 code for a protein of 449 amino acids.